UUAACAAUCAUCAACAGUUUUAGUUUAUGUUGUGCGGCGAUGGGAUGCUUUUGCCGCGGUCGAGCGAGGAAAUGUUCGGUGUGAAGGAGUUUUUGGUUUCUUCGGAGCUUGACGCGUCUUCGCUAUCUUGGAUCCAGUUGCUGACCGUGGUGUGACCAACCCAGCUGGAAUGAACCCACAAGGAUGUCAAACCCAGUUCCCUGAUUUUUGUUUUGAAAGAUGCGAUCUCCGGAACAUCGACAGCUUGCUCAACCUAGAGCUGGAAGAGAUUUUGAAGAGGACUUACAGCUGCACUAUUUGUCACCAGGAGCUUUCACCGUUUUGCCUAGUAAUAAUCUACAUCCUCCGGAUCCUCCGACUGCACCGGAACCAUACAGGCUUACCCCAUCUACCAGAAGACACAAAAAUCAAUCUUUUGCGGUCAUAGGAGAUGUAGACCCUACCAAAUUACUCUCCAGAAGCUCCUCUCCAAAUACAGGCAGAGUGAGCCCCUUUAAAGGACGCGGUUUCAACCCAAGAGGCUCCAGACAUGUUUCUCCUUCGAUCUCACCCACACCACCCGAGGAUGCCAGACUCACUCCCACCGAUUUAUCUCCAAGACAUUCCUCCAAGAUUCCGAAACUCAAAAGGAGACCUAGCAAUGGCGCUUUCGGGGAGAAAGUCUACCACUACAAUUCUUCGCCGACAAAGAGGAAAAUCUCGAACAAGUUGAGCCAAAGUUUAACGGAUCUACAAGCGGAUAAAAAUGGAAACAAACCGCCUGUGGCUUCCAAAAGAACAUACAGCAAGAAACCGGCAUUUCAGAGACUUUCUCCUAUUAUUGGUAGUUCCCCAGAACCUAGCCAAUCAAUGUCUUCCCCUUCAAGGAUUCCAAAGAGUCACAGCACGCCUCCAAGUAGAAAGGUUUCGCCGUCGAGGGAAACAACCUCCAGUAGAAAAGGUUCGCCUUCGAGAGACGGAAUUCAUCCCGAUACUGGGCAAACUUCAGGGAAACCCCCCGUGUCUAAAACCCCUACAGGCAACCGAUCCAGAAAGUCGUCCCAAAACGCAUCCAGGAAUCAAUCCAGGAAUCACAGCAGAGAACCCAGUCCCACUAAAACCCCCACGUCCCCUUCUAGAAUUCCUGUAACAAAAUACGGAAAAGUUCAAGCUAAAGUCAACUCUUUCAAAAAAGUAAAACCUCAAGUGCCUCCUAAAAAUCAUGUUGUUAGUGAACAGUCCGAUGAUACAGACGCGUCUAAAAAUAAAUCGAAGACUCUGAACAGAAAACACAGUGUAAGUAAAAUACGAACUAACUCUAGGCCAAAUCUUUUGCCGAAAACAGGAAACUACGGAAAUAACUAUGCAUCUACUAGUGACAGUUCAGUGAGUAAUACCACAAAUAAAACACAGGUUGCGAAGAAAACUGCAAAUGAUCCUGGAAAAGCCGUGAAUGGUCAAAAAGACAGCAAAAAUGGUAAAAAUAAUAAUAUCCCUGUUGGAACCAGCGACAAUAAAAGUAGUGUGGAAAUAGAUAAGACAAAAAUUGAUAUUUCAAAUAAUGAUACAGCCGAGGAGUCUGCGGAAAAAAAUACUAGUAACAACGAUAUUAUUGAAUCCGACAAGGUACUUUCGGACAAGAGUUCUUCCAAUGAUAAAGACGUAGUUUUCAAGAAAGCAGACCAGAAACCAGAGCAGUUGCCUUCAACAACAACUGUAGUUUCGAGCACAACUUCAACUGUAGCGCAACCAUUAAAGAUAGAUACGAAUUUGAACUUUCCGCACCACUAUGAAGGGUCGAAACCAAUCUCUCCAAUGGUAGACGGGAGGGUGUUGAGCGCUACAAGCGUUUCGAACGCCAUCAACAAAAUGAACGACACUGUCCUAGAUUCCCAAACAGUAAUGAAGGACCACGGCUUCUCCAAGCCAUCACCAGCUGCUAGCACCAUCAUCUCCGUAGCUAAAGAAGCCAAUAAAAGCAGUACCAAUCCAGCUCUGGACACUAAAAAUGCAACCACGGCUCUGCCAACAGUGGAACCCUACAUCCAGUCUGUUGGAGGCCAAAAGGAAUUAGUACACCAGAAUAGCAACCACAGUAACAACCAUACGAACAACGUUUCUCAUGUGAUGAGCUCCAAAGCUUUAGAAAUGGAGGUGCAGAAGCACAUGCAAAAGCUGAUCACUCCAGAGCACACCAUGUCCGAAACGCUGCGAAAAUCCAGGACCGUCAUCGCAUCUGACGUGGAACCUAUCAGGAUAACCGUUAGAGAGAAACCAUCCGAUGUCGAGGUGCAAAGCGGCAACAUCAGACUACCAGUCAGCGCUACGAAUGGUGUUAAUGAAAGACCGAGGUAA
Messenger RNA from Leptinotarsa decemlineata (Colorado potato beetle), 2334 nucleotides. It is a transcript of the gene stum, whose product is annotated as mechanosensory transduction mediator stumble. The record is from RefSeq and is a predicted model, not a curated record. Gene Ontology annotation, cellular component: sensory dendrite. Gene Ontology annotation, biological process: taxis; proprioception; sensory perception of mechanical stimulus. NCBI's taxonomy places the organism in Eukaryota, Metazoa, Arthropoda, Insecta, Coleoptera, Chrysomelidae.